CCGAUCCCUACGUCCCCGCCCGCAACAUCCUGAUUUUACGGAUAUAGAUUCCAUCGUGUUGAUGAGUUGGUUUAUCCCGCUAAAUCCUCUUCUCCAACGCACAAUCAUUUCUUUCCAUCUUCCUAUUCGUGUUGCCCCCACAGCCUCCUCCGCCCUGCGAUACGGCCUUCACGCGAGCUAUGCGUGCCGCCAUACUCCCCUGCCGCCCCCAUGCUUGCCACAUGCCGCCGCAAUGCGAGCUCCCGCCGUCGCGCGUGCCCCGCGUCCUACAGGCCUAGGCUACCUCCUAUCAUGGAUCCCCAGGCUGGGGCAUCCUAUCCUCUGGUGCCUGAGGGGACAGACGCCUGAAGGACGUAAGUCCUCGGAGCCGCCCUCGGCGGCGUGCGUAGCUGGUGGUCAACGAGGACACCGUGCACCUCUCAAUCCCCUCAUGUUAUUCCUCGCGCUGCCACGCUUCGCUCAUGGCCGCCGUCGCCGCUGCCUCGACGACGUUGACGCCCUUCGCCGGUCAAGCUUCUGUACGCCGCCGCCACCUAAUCCGUGGACGCCGCCUCUUCGUGCAGGCACGGAUCUAGCCACCUCGCACGGACUCCAUCUGCUCGCGCCUGCACUAUGGUGGCGCUGGCCUGCAUGCUAUUGCGGCAGUCUGGUCAGCGCACCUAUGUGCAUCCUGAGGGCUACAUUUACUAGCAGCGGCGUUCUUUGGCACUGGCCGUCGGUUCCGUCGCGGUGCAACGCAUCCGCAUCCCGGCAGUAUGUUGUGACCGCGGCCUUGUGCGUCCCGCUCCAGCUUCCCCGCAAACCUCAACCAAGCCUGGUCUGGCUUGACGCAUAGCCUGCAGCGGCGCAGCCUGCACACGGCGACGGAAGCGACGGCAAACCCGCAGCAGCCGGCAGUGGUUGCCUCCGGUGGGCGGCGCACGGUCCUCCUGGUCAGCGUUGCAGUCAGCAAGCGAGCCUGCAAAGUGGCGUGGUGGAGCAGUCCUCCUGAUCAUUGUGUUUUCCCUUUCUAAUAGUUCUGCAUGAAAAGUAUUGAUUUAUCUCAAAUUCAGAAUUUCUAGGUAAAUUUGGAAUCAUGUAGAUUGGCAUUAUUCAGGUUUGUCAUAUACUACUUUCAGUAAAUCUUGUUGAGCACUAAGAUUUUGUUUGUAACCAUGAUCAUUUGAGAUUCUCAUUACAUUGUUUGACGCCAUCCUCAUGGAUAUGAGUGGAAGAAGGAUUCUUCUAACGGUAUAAGAUGAAACAUUGCCGAAAUCAUGCAUACAAAGACGAAGUAUUAAGUAUGAUUUAGUUUUGAGAAUCGUUCAGGUCUACAUAUCUGGAACAUUCCCGAGCUUCCUUUUGACAUGAAUAUUAUUCUACCUAUAGGUAACAAUAUAUUUCUGAACCGUAGUGAUAGAAAAAUGAUGAUCAUGGGAGACUAGCAGGCUAUCAUAAGUUAAUGUUAAGAAGAAAAACAGUGGCAAGGAAAACUUAUUCUCUUUGUUGUUUGUGUAUGUAACCUGAAUGCUAAAUGAUAUUUUUGGCGCAGGGUCUAUUCUCAUAAUAUGUUCCCUCAUUGGCCCUUUUCGACAUCAUGGUAAGGAGUUUGUCACUCAUAUAUCUGCAUUGUAUUAUGUGUUUUAGGGCCAUUGUAUUUUCUUGUAGUAUGGUUCUAAUGAUUUCUGAAAAUAUAUCUUCUUAAUGUUAGAUCCACUUGGAGUAUGGUUCCAAUGAGUUUCGAAAUCAUUAUCUUCUGAAUGUUGAUCAACUAUCCGAUCUGAUGAAGAUUUUCACUUUUUGCAACCAGGAUCGAUGGGUACAAUUUAUUGUGUACUAGCAUAUCCUUUUUAUAUGUAUAUUUUCAAAAUCAGUGGGGGUUUUGGAUAGCUUUUUUUUGCAGAAUGCUAAAACUGAAGAUCAAGAUAAACCUUGUGUCCAUACUCUGCAAUCAUACAACACUAUGGUGGACAUGCAUUCUGCUUGGACGUGAUCUAAGUUAGAACCUAGCAACGUUAUCUUUUUCGGGCUGUAGGAAUUGAAUUACGGCUCCAGUUUUCUCGGUCAUUUAUAUCUUAAUGUAGCACUGGAUCCUUUGUUGUGACUGUUGACUUGCUUCUCUGGCUCAAUGUGUAUUUGACUUCUUGUAUGACCACGUGAGCCGAUGUGUGCUUCUAUUUUUGUAUAUUUACCCAUGUUUAGUCAGUUGAAUUCAUGUAUGCGUGAUGCUUUCCUGGCAACUUUUUUCAAGAAAAAUAUUCUUUGCAGGCA
This is a messenger RNA of Triticum aestivum (bread wheat), 2250 nucleotides long. RefSeq lists its product as uncharacterized. The transcript is spliced from 2 exons. The coding region runs from base 62 to 835 and encodes 257 amino acids. The record is from RefSeq and is a predicted model, not a curated record. Lineage: Eukaryota; Viridiplantae; Streptophyta; Magnoliopsida; Poales; Poaceae.